GGAGUGCGGUAGGGCGUUCGGAGAAUCCAAGCAGGGGAAGGAUGGAUUAACUGGGCAGGGCUGGCAGCCGGCGAUUGCAGAAGGCUCCGCGCUUGGGAGAAACCGCGCAGGACUGUCUCCCCCCGCCCCCCGUAGAGCUUCCUUCCUUCCCUCCCCAGGGGCGCUCGGGGGCGCUUAUCCCCCACACCACUUCCCUACCAAUUCCCGCCAUAGGAGACUGGCGCGCCAAGGAGCAGCAUCUGCUAGAGGGGGAGAGGGAGAGAUCCCGAAAGCUGUUGGGACCCUCUCCCCGUUAGAGAUCUUGCCCUGCAAACCUUGGGGAAAAGAGGAGAGGGGACUUGCUGCUCGCCAGAAAGGAUCUGCUGGGGAGCAGUCGAUUUCAACCGUCGGCAGCCAGAUCUUGAACGAUCCCCACAAGGCGGGCUGACUGGAUCCCCGCUGAAGGGGAGGCGGCUGAGAGGGCGACCUGCUCUGUGAAGACCACCCUCGGGAGCUCGGGUACAGGCAAGGGCGAGGAGCCCACCUGGGAGACUCCGAUUCCCCGUCCCCUGCAGAGGACCGACCCAUCCGCAAGUGUCGUCCCGAGAAAGUGGUCUCCCGUCAGUAGGAGUCGCUCAAGGCCCUCCCCCCCCUCCGCCCCGGGCCAAGAUGAAUUACCUCCGCCGGCGACUCUCGGACAGCAACUUCAUGGCCAACCUGCCCAACGGCUACAUGACUGAUCUGCAGCGCCCGCAGCCCCCGCCGCCGCCCCCCAGCGCUUCCUCGCCCUCCUCGGGCAGCCUCUCCCCGGCCGACAGGGCCCCGGCGGCCCCCAGCCCCGGCGGCGGUGGCGGCGGCGGUGGGGGAGGCGGCGGGGGCGGAGGAGGGGGCAGCGGCGGCGGCGGGGCCGGGGGCUUCUUCUCGUCCCUCUCCAACGCCGUGAAGCAGACCACCGCCGCCGCCGCCGCCACCUUCAGCGAGCAGGUCGGAGGGGUGGCCGGAUCCGGGGGGUCCUCGGCGCGCAACAAAGUCCUGCUGGUGGUGGACGAGCCCGGGACGGACUGGGCGAAAUAUUUCAAAGGGAAGAAACUUCAUGGGGAGAUGGACAUCAAAGUGGAACAGGCAGAGUUCUCUGACCUCAAUUUGGUGGCUCAUGCUAAUGGCAACUUCUCUGUUGACAUGGAGGUUAUACGCAAUGGGGUCAAGGCGGUCAGGAGCCUGAAACCUGACUUUGUGCUGAUCCGCCAGCACGCCUACAGCAUGGCACGUGGUGGAGACCAUCGGGGCAUUGUGAUUGGGCUGCAGUAUGCAGGCGUGCCCAGUGUCAACUCUCUGCACUCAGUGUACAACUUUUGUGACAAGCCAUGGGUGUUUGCCCAGAUGGUUCGUCUGCACCGCAAGCUUGGACCAGAAGACUUCCCACUCAUUGAUCAGACCUACUAUCCCAAUCACAAGGAGAUGCUCACAACUUCCAAGUACCCGGUGGUGGUGAAGAUGGGACAUGCUCACUCUGGAAUGGGCAAGGUGAAGGUGGAGAACCAGUAUGACUUCCAGGACAUCGCCAGUGUGGUGGCCCUCACCAAAACCUAUGCCACCUCGGAGCCUUUCAUCGACGCCAAAUAUGAUGUCCGUAUCCAGAAAAUUGGCAACAACUACAAGGCCUACAUGAGAACCUCUGUAUCGGGCAACUGGAAAACCAACACAGGCUCUGCCAUGUUGGAGCAAAUUGCCAUGUCAGACAGGUACAAGCUAUGGGUGGACACUUGUUCAGAAAUCUUUGGUGGUUUGGACAUCUGCGCUGUGGAAGCUCUGCAUGGCAAGGACGGGCGUGACCACAUCAUUGAGGUGGUGGGGUCUUCCAUGCCACUGAUUGGAGACCACCAGGAUGAAGAUAAGCACCUAAUUGUGGAGCUGGUUCUGACCCGCAUGGCCCAGGCCAUUCCUCGCACACCUGUGCCAUCACCUGUGCGCUCUGCCUCGGGACAGCACGCCCAGGCUCAGGCAGCUCAAACUGGACAGCGGCAAGCCCCCCCGGCCCAACAGAGACCCCCACCUCAGGGAGGUCCUCCGCAGCCGCCGCAAGGCUCCCAGCGCCCCCCUUCUCAACAGCGCCCCCCUCCACAAGGCCAGCAGCUGCCCGGCCUCUCCCCGCAGCCCGGUGGCACUCCUAUGGCUCAGCGUCUGCCCAGCCCCACCACCCAGCAGCCGCCUCCUCAGGCACAGCAGCGUCCUGUCGGGCAGCGCCAGCCCGGGCCAGGAGCGCAGCAGCCUCGCCAGCAGGGGCCGUCGUCUGCUCCACAGUCCCCACAGCCCCAGAGGGGGCCUAGCCCCAGCGGCGGGGGGCCACCGCAGUGGCAGCCAGGCUCCCCUCAGCAACAGCGAGCCGCCGGAGCAGGUCCCCCCAAACCGGCUUCCGGGGGCCCACCAGGGCAGCCGCCGCCGCCACAACAGCGUCCUCCAGCAGCGGGUCAGCCACGACAGCACCCACGCCAGGGCAGCCAGGGGGCCCCGCCUCAGCAGCGCCCUCCGGGAGCAGGAGCACAGCAGCAGCGCCCUGCCCCGCCCACCACCCAGCAGCCAAGGCCCAGCACUCAGGGGCAGGGGCCCGGAGGACCCGGGCAGCAAGGCAGCCGCCCUCCGCCGAGCCAAGGGAAACCACCAGUGGCCCAGAAACCAAGCCAAGACCUGCCUCCACCGCAGCCCCAACUGAACAAAUCCCAAUCUCUGACCAAUACCUUCCCCCUUGCAGAGGCGCCGGCGCCACGGGGUAGCCUUAGUCAGGACGAAGUGCGUGCCGAGAGCAUCCGCAGCCUCCGACAGAGCUUCGCCAGCCUCUUCUCCGACUGAGCGACUCCCCCCUCGCCCUCCAUGCUGGGACCCCCAACAUCCUCUUCCCAACCCAGCACUCUCUCCUUCCCCCUCCAUACUACUGUGGCUCAUCCCUGCUUCUAUCAUCGAGCCACAGGAUGGCACCCUCCCUCCCCCCAAAAAAAACAGGGGAGCUCCUUACCGCCCCCUGUGGCAGUCUGGGGUGGGGCAAACCACUAGACCCUUUAGCCUCCAUUUUGAAAGUGUUGCACCUUGCUGGGGGGGGGGGCACCGGGGCUAAACAAAGGGGGCAGAUGCCAUGUCUUUCUUGUACCCAGAAAUAAUUCUGUUUGCCUCUGAAUGUGAAGAUGUUUGACCCCCAAGCUUUAUACAGGACUGGUGUCUAAACAUCCAAAACAGUUCUCAGCCCUGGCCCAGUUGCAUUCCUUGUGUGAAGGGAGAAUCCUGCAGAGGAAUCCCACUCUUUUUGAACCUCAUCCCAUAGAGGCCCACACGCUCUGCCCCCAAACACCACCUACUAUUCUCUAGGGUUCCCAAAAUCAACUGUCCCGAUACUCCUACAUUCCCUCUCGAAGAGAACUCUAGACUCCUGCCCCCAAACCGACAGAAAACCUCUCCCCGUUUUACCUGACUCCUACCCUAGAAUCUGAGGCUGCAGAUUCCUCGAGUCCACGCCUCUUCUACACGAAUAUGCAAAAUUUGUGCCCGGCUCACUUCUCCCUGCCCUGAUGCUGGUGGGGAAGGGGUCCCCAGGGCUGGGCAAAGGGAGGGGGAGGAGGGGUCUCUGGGGAUCUCUGUACAUAGCACGAGGGAGGGGACCCCUCCCAGGGCCAUGUCUGUGUUUGUGGCCACAAAGGUGUCUGUGUCGCUGUUAGUGAAUAAGCCAAUCACCACCCACCUGCCUAGCAACCACCGAUUUCCCUCUUAGUAGUAGUCCACUCCUAACAAUCGUCUCCUUGGCUACAGGCUCUUCCUCUUCCGCCAUCACCUUAGCAAUCAGUAAUGCCCUCUCCAUGUCCCACUUCCUGGCAACAGUAAGCCUUAAUGCCAGCACACAAACAUUCCCCGUCCUGCCUCAUACCACUUCUUCACUCGCAACUUGCUAGAAGCUUCUCAGAAAGUUCGUCCCCGUAUGACUACGGCCUGUUUUAGCAAAACCUUAGUGCCAAGAUGGUGGCAAAGCACAGGACAGGGCAAAUUGCCCUCUCUUCCACCCUGAGCUUGAUCGUAUUCUGUCUUCAUAAUGGCGUACUGCCAUUUAGAAGGUGGCCCAUCCCAUAGGCCAACCAUGAAAGUGCUCUGGAUCUGUGAAGGAGAAUGAGAUAGCUUUUGACGACUUAGACUGAACCCCUUUCUCCACUCGGCCAGCUGAAAUCCAGCCAUUGUGGAUCCAGCCUUCUGAGACAACAGCCAUAGAACUGCCACUGUAGCCAAGGGAUGCUUCCGCCAUCUUGGUCGGUGGGUGAAUAAUCAAACUGAGCACCCAUGGACUAUGGGGGAAGGGGGCAUGUUCCAAUCCACGAAUGUUUGUCCCCCCUCCCGCUUCCCCUUGUAUAUAUACACCACUCAAGAGAGAAACCUCCCACUAUAUUUUUGUGAGUUUCCCUUACCCCUAAAGCUGUGUUGCCUACUUCUUCCCCGCCCUCUUUGAGAAAACCAGGGCCGGGGGGGAAAGCCACUCAACGCGUGAUGGUAUGGUAGCUGCAAAGUCGCGUGUCGUAGUCGUGUCGUGACAUGACGCUUUGAGCUGUGUUUGUAAUAUAUCAUCGGGGUUGAGGAGGAGGAGGAGACGGCGGAGCUUAGUCCGUGGAGAAUACAUCCUCUCCUCCUUCUCUAACCUCUUCUCCCCAGCCAGAUAUUCCUUCCCUUGAAAGGGAUCUGGGGAGAGUAAUUUCAAGUGCUAACUUGGUAUCUUUGUUAUCUAUUCCUGUCUGGGAAGUGCUCCCCCACAACCCAUCUCAUGGGGGUCAAAAGCCUUUCCUUUUGCUGUGAUAACUGUCUAUGUGUGGAUCAAAGUUUCAAUGGGUCAGUGAUGUAAAAGAUAAAAAUAAAUAUAUAUAAAUAUAUAUAUUAAAAAAAAA
Messenger RNA from Sphaerodactylus townsendi, 4889 nucleotides. RefSeq names its product synapsin I (gene SYN1). Bases 649 to 2826 code for a protein of 725 amino acids. Gene Ontology annotation, molecular function: ATP binding. The transcript has 13 exons. Gene Ontology annotation, cellular component: synaptic vesicle; synaptic vesicle membrane. The record is from RefSeq and is a predicted model, not a curated record. NCBI's taxonomy places the organism in Eukaryota, Metazoa, Chordata, Lepidosauria, Squamata, Sphaerodactylidae. Gene Ontology annotation, biological process: neurotransmitter secretion.